AAGCGGUUUACCCCAUUAUAUCUGAACGGUGACACAUUGGUAUAUGAAUGACAUCGUUGACCCGCUAAUAAAACCUACACCGUCGCAGUGACUCCACCAAAUUGUGCUCCGGGAAGAAACUUGUCAAGCCUCGUUUCGGUUCCAUCGUGCUUCGCGUACACUUCAAAAAGACAUUGAUUGACUAAAGUAUGUCCUGUACAUGCACAUCGGCCGUGAGGAUAUUCUUGAAUUCAGCACACAGAGGACUGUCUUGUUCUCGUAUUCAACUGUAUGCUUUGAGCAGACCUGGUUCUUGUGAAGCUCACCUGCCACCCAGAGUCCGAGUCAGAUCCUUCCAUGAAACGGCAGUGUGUUUCGUUGCCAAAGAUGGAACAACCAAGGAUGGAUCCAGCGACAGUGGAAAGAAGAACCUCAGUGAGGGAAAGAGACUUCCAGGCUCUUCUGGUGGAUCAGGGAAGGGGGGUAACCAGCUGCACUGUCCCAAAUGUGGAGACCCAUGUACACAUGUGGAGACCUUUGUAUUGUCAACACGUUUUGUAAAGUGUGAGAAAUGCCAUCACUUCUUCGUGGUGCUCUCCGAGACUGACUCUAAGAAGGGUCUGAAAACAGAAGCAGAGUCGCCCGUUGAGGCCUUCACACAGAAACCUCCCCCGCCACCCAAAAG
This is a messenger RNA of Oncorhynchus keta (chum salmon), 664 nucleotides long. Its product is annotated as ATP-dependent Clp protease ATP-binding subunit clpX-like, mitochondrial. The transcript is spliced from 5 exons. The record is from RefSeq and is a predicted model, not a curated record. Gene Ontology annotation, molecular function: protein dimerization activity; zinc ion binding. The annotation marks the transcript as partial. Lineage: Eukaryota; Metazoa; Chordata; Actinopteri; Salmoniformes; Salmonidae.